Bipolaris sorokiniana ND90Pr is the source of this 3834-nucleotide messenger RNA. RefSeq lists its product as uncharacterized. Gene Ontology annotation, cellular component: RZZ complex. The coding region runs from base 1 to 3834 and encodes 1277 amino acids. NCBI's taxonomy places the organism in Eukaryota, Fungi, Ascomycota, Dothideomycetes, Pleosporales, Pleosporaceae. The record is from RefSeq and is a predicted model, not a curated record. Gene Ontology annotation, biological process: endoplasmic reticulum to Golgi vesicle-mediated transport; ribosome biogenesis; mitotic spindle assembly checkpoint signaling. Gene Ontology annotation, molecular function: protein binding. The transcript has 3 exons.
AUGCCUCCGCAAGUGUCAGACGAGCAGCUAGGCGAUGCGCUCCUUCAAUCGGCACAGUAUGGAGCGUUCCCCCAAGACGAACAUGUGGCAUCUGCUACUGUGCCAUCCACUGCGCUCCCAAAACUGCUAGAAGUAGUUACCAAGGCCCGCGAAGACACCAAAAACCAAGUCCGUCAGCUUUCACGAGAGGCCGCACCCGACGUCGACGGUUGGAUUACCCAGGCACGCAAGCUCCAACAUGAUAUCAAACGCUCUCAAGAUACGGCCAAGGAAAUUGUACAGCUAGCAGAAGCAGGCAAAGAGAACAUGGCACGCGUACAGGAUGCCGCAAGCAAGGUCAGCCUGUUGCACACCGAGAUUGCGUACAACGAGAGCCUGGUACAGACAGUGGAACAACUGCGAGACAUAUCUACUUUGCUAGACUCGGCUCAGAAUGCGGCGGUAAACGGUCAUAUCCUCCACGCCAUCAGCACCCUGGAAGAUGCAGACGACGCCUUCAAGAGACUCGGUCCCUUCAUGACGACGAGAGUAGUGGGUGUCCUCAGAAAUAAGCAAGAGCAGCUAAAGAAGGCCCUCAUAGAGACUAUCAUAGAAUCUUGGAGCGGACUAAUAUCAGUUGACCGCGCCAGCCAUAAGAUUUCGCUGCACCAAUUGAUCGAACGAGAAGCCAAAGUUGAUAUCAAUACAACCGUCGAAGCCCUCGUAAAGCUUGGCUUCCUUGACAACCUAAUCGUCCGCUUGAGUCGCGACAUCGAUAAAACCAUAAUUGCCCCCCGUCUUGCCAUGGGCGCCGACCGCGUUGUAUCCUCAUUCGAGGUUCACGGGGACGAUAUACAACGCGCAGGUCCAGUAAACGAUGGAAGUAUCAAGACAACAAUAGGAGACAUUCAGACCAUUGCAGAGUAUCUAAACACACGGUUACCACCCUCUAUUGUUAUCCCGCUAUCACACAAGAUCGUUCCAAUCAUCGCGUCCCGUCUAAUAUCAAAUCAUCUUUUGCCUGCCAUACCGCUUUCAACAGAGGGCAUCCCUGAAUUUCAAGAGUCGCUAUCUUAUGUCUUGGGGCUUGUGGAAUUCCUGGAUGAGCUGGGGUGGUCGGGUCAGAGCCGUCUAACAGAGUGGGUCGACAAGUCCCCCGAAUUCUGGCUAGCCAGGCAAAAGGAAGCCGCCAUUGCCCAAGUCCAAGUCAUGAUUCCGAAAAAGGUACUAGAGAAAAAGACCGUGGAGAGGGUUGAGACGCAAAUCGUAUCCAAGGGAGAUGCCUUACACGCUGGUGAUGACCAAGAAGAUGACUGGGCUGCAGAUUGGGAUGGUGAGGGCGAGGAUGAGACCACUAAGGAGCAAACAAUAUCGGUAGAAGAAGAGGACAUGAGUGCUUGGGGUGAUGAAGUUGACAUACCGGAUGAGGAGCCCAAGGAAGAAGUUUCUAAGGAGAAGCCCUCCGAUGUUGAAGAUGCCGAAGAUUGGGGUGCGGAUUGGGACGACGAAAUCGAUACUAAGCCAACUACCACGUCAAAUCCCACAGCUAAAGCACCAGAAUCACCGAAUUCAAAAAAGAAAUCAGCCCAGCAAAAGGCGCCCACGGAUCAAAAGGUCACACUGCGAGAAACAUACACCGUGACAGCAAUCCCUGACGCAAUCAUGGAUAUCAUUUUGCAGGUUCUUAGAGAUGUAGACGCUCUCAAUUCGGCCGAUCUUGUCAAAUCAGCCAUUUCACCUGCAAGUGGAGGCUUGUACGCAAUACCAAGUCUACUGCUUGCAAUGUAUCGAGCCACCGCCGCUAUGCAUUACUCCAAGGACAUUGCGAGUAACAUGCUCAUCUACAAUGACUGUCAGCGCCUAUCAGAUCGGCUGAGGCUCUUCUUACAGGAACAAGCAGAAAAGGACACAUCAUCUACCUUACCGCAACAUCUGCAACCCUCAAAACGCUUAAAGCCAUUGCUGGAGGCUGACAUCAAGACCAUUGAUGGAUUUGGCAAACGUGCGUAUGGACGUGAGAUGGAAUCGCAACGACAAAUAAUAAGGGAUCACUUGGAAGAUGCCCAAGGCUUUCAGGAUUGCACCAACGUCCCUUUCGCCACAGUAUGCGACGAUGCUAUUGCCACAACCAUCGACAGGAUAGGAGACGUGAAGCGCCAAUGGCAAAACGUCCUCUCCAAGAGCGCUUUACUCCAGUCUCUUGGCUCAUUAGUAUCAGCGGCCCUUACAAAGUUCGUGAAUGAUGUGGAGGACAAAGCAGAUAUUGCUGAAGACGAGUCUCGAAAACUACAUGGAUACUGUGUCUCGCUUUCUACACUCGCACAACACUUCCAGACAGAGGACGAUAAUGGAGAAAUCAGAGACAUGGCUGGCGUCUAUACACCUAACUGGUUCAAGUUUCAGUAUCUCAGCGAGAUUCUAGACAGCAGCCUCGCAGACAUCAAGUACUUCUGGACAGACGGAGAACUGAAACUAGAAAUGGAGGCUGAGGAGGUGAUAGGCUUGAUUGAGGCGUUGUUCGCACCGACUGAUCAUCGGAGGAGAGCAAUUGCUGAGAUCAGGAGGACCACCUUAACGCGCCACAAGCUUUCGACUCUUGUAAACGAGCUCCUACAUCGUGGGGAUGAAAAUCGCAUUCCAUUCGACAUACUUAUCAAUGGCGAAUUCCUCCGCACAACCAUCGACCAGUUUCUCACCAAGAAUGGUAUUAAUGCCGAAGCGACGCUCGAUGUAGAAUACACUAGGGCGCUAGUACCACCACUGAAUGUGACGAGUUUCGAACAUAACGAUUGGGUUUCUGCAGUUGAUGUCCUGUCGGGGGUACAGAGUGGACAAGAGAGGAUACUGAGCGCAAGUUACGACGGGCUUCUGAGAGUAUGGAACACAUCAGGCGAUGUUUUGGCGACGUCCGAGGCGCCCAACAAUGGAGGUCGGAUUACCAGCUUGAAGACGGCAAAGUGGUUGUCUGAGAAGAAGAUAGUUGCCGCUGGAUUGGACAACACUGUUCGCGUGUACAAAUAUGACGACGAUACGCGGACCAUCACGACUGCCUUGGAACUCUUCAACCACCGCUGGGGCGUAGAAGACGUUGCAGUCCACGCACCUUCAAACCGGAUCCUGUCUGCAUCUUCAGACACGACUGUUUCGCUUUUCUCGAGCAACGCAAAAGAAAACCCAGCCGCACCAUCGAAUCUGCUCCCGAACUCAACAGCCGCUUCUAACAAGCGACAAAAACUCUCGAAACCAGACCGUACGGUUCCUGCCCGCGGCGCAUUGGCAACAUUCACAGGCCACAAUUCGCCUGUCUCCAGCAUAAUCUUCAAGCCAGACGAUGCUACAGUCGCAUACUCUGCUUCACACGACCACACGCUCAAGACAUGGGAUCUGCCUACCGCUACAUGUGUUGAUACGCGAACAACGGGCCACUCGCUCCUCUCCUUGUGCGCGAUUCCUUCCCGAAAUCUCCUGGCAACCGGUACCUCGGCACGCCACAUUACUCUCGUCGACCCCCGCGCAUCGGCUACCCAGAUUAGCGUCAUGACGCUACGAGGCCACAAGAAUGCCGUUGUAUCUCUCGACACGGAUCCGUCGUCCGAACACAACCUUGUGUCUGCGUCUCACGAUGGUACAGUCCAAAUAUGGGAUCUUAGGAACGUUAGUGCUGGUGGCCAGGUUGGAGAGGGCUUAACGGGUGAAAGCGUAUAUACAAUUUACAGGCAAUCGUGGGAUGGCGAGAAUGUCAAGAGCCAUGGCGAGGGCGCAAAGGUCUUCAGCGUGUGCUGGGAUCGCCAAGUGGGUAUUGUAUCUGGUGGUGAGGACAAGCGGGUACAGAUUAACCGUGCGAUUGGGUCUUGA